AUGACAUUCCUUCGUUCAAAAACAUCCGCCAAAACCCUCCACGCAGGGCCCGGAAAAAUGGAGGAGGCCGGUGCCGGCGAGGAGACGGUGUGGGCCCUCUCCCCGGAAGCCCGACCCGUUGUUUCCUCGACCGGCUGGUGGGAAGGCAGCUCCCUGGCCGACCAAACGCGAAACCGGCUGCGCGCCACCCUCCUGCUCCCACGCUCCCGGGCCCUCCGCUCCGGCCUCAGCAGCCGCCAGCGCCGGGCCGAGGCCGUUGCCAGGGAGACGGGACUUGCAGUCCAAAGAGGGGCUCGGCCCCUUCCGCGCCCCACGCAUCUUCGCCGCCCGGCCCUCGCAGCCCCUCGGCCAGCGGAGGGGCGGAGGGGCGAAGGGGCAGAGGGGCGGCGGGGGGCCCCCCAACCCACCUGCGGGCCAGGGCAGCGACACCGGGGGGACAAAGACACCCGGAACCACCACAGCCGCUGCUGCCGCCGCCACCGGAAGCGCCUCUCCGGAAGCGCGACCACUGGUCGGAAGCUGCCACUCUCCCGGAUAUGGUCCCUCCCUCGUCUCCGCCGACCUCUCCCUUCCCCCACGCCGGCCUGCCAUCCCGCGGCAACUGGGGAGCGGAAGUGCGCCUUCCCGGAUCGGAUGCGCGUCAGGAAGUCGCGCCUCGGUAGUGUCCUCGCUAAAGAAUCCCAUCAGAAAAGAAGGCUUCGGAUCAUUGGUUCCGGGCUCAAAGGAAGCGGGAGCCGGGCCCCCCAAACACAAAGGACCCCCGACUGCCUACCACGCCCGUCUCCCUCUGGCAGUCGAGACUGCAACAGAUAAGGAAACCAGCCCCUCCUGACUGGAGGAGAAGGAUGCCUAUCAGUGACCAUUUCUAAGAGACAUUCCUGGUCUGACUCAAGCCAGUGACCCCCAUGCCUAGCCAGUCAGGAAUCAGUGCCCUAAUUCUCAAAUAUGAAAUCUAAGAGGCCUCAAUGAAAUGACCUGCUCAAAAUCUUGCCAGGAGACUGGCCAUUUUAGUCACCAUUAGCAAUCCCAGCCCCCCCCUAUCCUUCGACGUCCCCAUCAUCCCUCCAGCCUUACUUUCCCCUUUCCUAUUCACUUGACGUUUACAAAGCACUUUGAGGCGGUUUAAUCUCACUUUAUCCUCAUAACAAGUCUGUGAGGUAGAUAGGGCAGGCAUCAUUAUUCCCAGCGGGAAGCUGUGGCUCAGAAAGGUUGACUUAGGGUCUAAAAACUAGUACAGGCAUCUGGUUUGAAUUAGGACCUGUAAACGCUAGUACGGAGCAGAGAAGCUGAGCACUGGCUUUGAAAGUUAUUCAGUUCCCAGGUUGUCCCUGAUCUUCCUCAUUCCUUGUGCAGUCUUCAGGAGUCCAGGGCAAGAUUCCAUGCAGAGGCAGCCAAAGCCACACCGUUCUCUGUCCCAGGGCUGCCAGCAUGGCUCUGAGGAGGAAAGCUCAGUAACUGCCCACUGGAGAAUAAAGGUCAGUUCCAUCCUUCUGCAGUGACCUCCCCCAGAAUAUCAACCCUUUGGAUGCAUUAUUUCAGAAGAGAUGGUUGGAUCCAGCCAGCUUGCAACACUGACAGUCACACAGAGAUAUGCAUACCAUUGCGCAUAAAUACACAUCUGCAACAUGCUGGGCCCAGACAGGUCACCAUGCCAAAAACACUCCACGGACACCUGAUAAUGAGUGAGUUCACAUUGUGGAAGCCCAGGGAUUUCUGGUGAGGAGGAAGAGCCCUGGAGCUGCUGCAUCUUGGGGGCCUCUCAAGAAACCAAGGCUCCUGACCAGACUGCUUAGAAGAGAAAGAUUCAGCCCUCGACUCAAGAGAGGAGGGCAGGCGUCAGCAGCUUUUCCUGGCAAUGUGGAGAAGCAGCAAGAGGGCAAAGGGCGAGGAAGACUUCACAGCAAGUCCCCUCCACCCAGGGUCACCAGGUGCACCGAGAGGUCUCAGCCUACAGAAAGGUUUUUUGCUCGUUGCUUCUUAACCACUAAUGACGGCAUAAAGGUCUUCCGGUGGGGGCGGCACUGAGGCCUUUCAGGGAGGUCCCUGGACUCGAUCCUGUGGAAUGAAAAGAAGACAUUAGGCUAGAAGGAGGAAAUAAAACUAACAAUGGCCCUAGAGUUGAGAGAACAUGAUGUAUCUACUGGUGGGUAGCUGGGUGUGGGUGUGGCCUGGGGCUGUUAAAUGACUUGGUAUUUCUUCCUCCUGGAGAACUAUUCAGUACAAGCCCCGAGGCAUGAUGGCCUUCACCCACUGUGAAAUCCUUUGUGCUCCACCUUGCUCUCCCCACAAACCUGGAAGGUGGCCUAAAUGUCAGCAUUGAGGGUGAGGGGUUGCUGAGCUAGGGUAGGCAGAUUUCCCACAUUCUGGUCCUAGCUGUCACUGACUCACCGUGCGGCUUUGGAAAAGCAACUACCCCCAACCCCACCCAGAACCCAGCCUCCUUAUCUGUAAAUGGGGUGUUUUAACUUCUGUUUCUUCUAGCAGCCCCUCCCAGACUGCCUCUCAAGUUUUGCGGGGACAAUAAUGACAACUGGCAUGACAA
This is a messenger RNA of Gorilla gorilla gorilla (western lowland gorilla), 2542 nucleotides long. RefSeq lists its product as uncharacterized. The coding region runs from base 1 to 813 and encodes 270 amino acids. The transcript is spliced from 2 exons. NCBI's taxonomy places the organism in Eukaryota, Metazoa, Chordata, Mammalia, Primates, Hominidae. The record is from RefSeq and is a predicted model, not a curated record.